Molecule: messenger RNA, 2212 nt
Organism: Schistosoma rodhaini
Lineage: Eukaryota; Metazoa; Platyhelminthes; Trematoda; Strigeidida; Schistosomatidae
Source: the annotation of a GenBank genome assembly
AUAAUUAAAUAAAAAAGCAUUAACUGAAUUUUAGUUUUAUGAAACAAAAUAGAAUCAAUUAUUUAAAAUCAUAACAAUAAAAAAUAAAGAUAGGAUAAUGCUUUACGUUUAUUAGCAGUAAACAAUAAAUGGCUUAUAUAUUCUAGGUUUAAAUAUUUUCACCAAACGAAAGAACUGGCAGUAAACGAAUUAUUUUAUCUUCAUGGAAUAUUAUCAACCCUUCACAUGGAUACUAAUCAUACAACUAAUUCAACUAUGAAUCUUCCAACUUUAGUUAUAUUAAUUAAAAAUAUUUGUAUACCUUUCUAUUUAUUAAUAUUAAUAUUUGGUUUAUUUGGUAAUGGUUUAACUGUAGUUAUAUUACAAUCAAAACGUUUACAACAAUCUAGUACAUUAAUAUAUUUAACUGUAUUAGCUAUUGUUGAUAUAUUUUAUUUACUUACUGGUUUAUUAGUUACUAUCAUUAAUUAUACAUUUUUAUUUCCAAGUGAUAUUAGGCAUUAUUCAUUGAUUUCAUGUAUUUUAACACCAUAUUUAAGUUAUACAUUAGCUUAUUUAAGUGUAUGGUUAUUAGUAUCAGUAACUGUAGAUAGAGCUAUAUGGGUUGUACAACCAUUUAAUGCUAAACGUGUAUGUACAACACGUAAUGCAUGGUUAACUAUUUUCAGUAUAACCAUUAUAUUAUUUGUAUUUGAUUCACAUUUCUUUUGGACAAUGAAUUAUAAUAUUGAUACAAUGAAUUCUACAAUAAAUACUACUUAUUAUAAAUGUACACCGAGUUAUUUUACACAAACUAUAUUUCCAUAUAUUGAUCUAUUAUUAGUAUGUGUAAUUCCAUGUUUAUUUAUGCUAAUAGCUAAUGGAUUAAUUGGAAUACAAUUAAAACGAAUGAGUGAUUUUAAUAAAAAACGACAAAAGAAUCGUUUAUUUUUAAAUCAUGCUUCAAUGCAGCAACAACAGCAACAACAACAGCAACCAACACAAGGAUCAUUAAAAUGUGCAUGCGCUUUGACAACAGGCAAAUUAACAAAUGACACUCGUUUAAAUGAUGAUAUGUCAACAAAUAUCAGUGGUAUACAAUAUCCUAGAAAACGAUGUAAAUCAAAUGCAUUAAAACAUUGUGUAAAGAAUUCUAUUAAAGGUCGUUCAAAUAUGAAUAGAUCUUCAUCAUUGACAGCAAUGUUAUUAGCAAUUAAUAUGUUUUUUAUGAUAAGUGUAUGUCCACUUCUUGUUUAUGAUGUAAUAUAUUUUGCAUUUAAUUUAAAUACAUGGAUUGAAAAAGAUGAAUUGAUUAGAGGUGUAUUAGUUUUUGGUAUUGAACGAUUUGUUUAUGUUUUAUGGUAUACGAAUUUUGCUGUACACUUUUUAUUAUAUUGUUUAAGUGGUCCACAAUUUAGAGCACAAGCAAAACAUUGGUUACAAUCAUGUUAUCAUUUUAUAAAUUUACCAUGUUUAAUUCAUGAUAAACCAACAAUCAAAUUACCGGAUACAACAAAAAUUCAUGAAUUUCAUGAUUCCAUUACACAGAAACCUAUUUCACAACAAAAUCUAAAUUAUUCUCCAUCAUUUAAACAAUCAUAUGAUGAUACCAUACAACAUAAUCCAUAUCAUCAUCAUCAUUAUCCACAACAAAGUCAUCAAUAUUCUUUUGUACAAAUUAAUGAAGAAAAUUAUCAAACAUUUAAAUAUAAUUCCAUUCAAACUGGUUGUAUUUGACAAUGACAAUGGAGAUCUUUCAAAAAAAAUCUUUCUUUUUUGUUGUUUAAAAUGAUUGAAAAUAUUUUGAUUAUUUUUGAUUAAAUUAAAAAUUGAAUCAUCCGGAUUGAUAAGAUACAAUAGUUAUUAUCAGAGAUAUUCAAUCAAUCAAUUAAUUAAUUAAUUUAACCACAUAUAUCUAUGACCAAAAUGGGAAAAACAAUAAAUACAUAGCAACAACAACAACAACAACAACAAUGGAAGAGCAGAGAAUAACAAUGUUAUCAUAAAUCAAUGUGGAAAGAAAAUAUAUUUGUCGUAAAUAAAUGAAUACUGUUUAUGAUUGAGAUGAUUAAGUAAGAGAUGAAGUACACUUUUUCUUUUCUGUCAUACAUACAACCACUUUUGUUGUAAAAAAAUAAAAUAAAAUUUAAUACUGUACAUAAUUAUGUAUACUACUGAAAUAAUGUUUUGCUGUUAAUUUGAUUGUUGCAAAACAUAAUGUGAUAUUGCUGGA